GUGGCUACAACUGAAACUUAAAAUGCUAAUUGACGUCCACGGUUGUUGUCAUUAAAGCGCUUUAUAGCCAGUAACACUGGCUGUAAUGUUUUGACACUAACAUUACUUUCAAAUACUGUCUACUGCCGCUACAAGGAACAGAGUGCCUGUCUUUUCUCGGACCAAACUGACCUCCCUGUGAUGCUACCUCAGUUAGCCACAUAACCAACAUGGCAGAAGUUCCUCCUCCCGGAUCAGUCGUAGUAGCUGACUGGCAUCGAUGUAAAGACAGCAAAGAAUAUUUCAGCAAGAUCCUACACAAGAAAAGACGCAAGAACUUUGGCCUGUUGGAAUCUCCAGUGAUGCCCCCACAUGUAGCUGUGGACACAGUUCAUUAUAAGAUCUUCAUCUCUGGCAAGAGUGGAGUUGGGAAAACUGCUCUUGCUGCACGUCUCGCCGGCUUGAAUGUUCCUAAUGUGCACUAUGAAACAACAGGUAUUGAGACAAGAGUGGUGUAUUGGCCGGUAAAGCUGAGAGAGAGUAGCAGAGUGCUUUUCUUUCGUCUACAGCUGUGGGACUGUGGAGAGAACGCCCUUCGUAGAUUUGACCAUCUGCUGCCAUCCUGCAAGGAGCAGGUGGAUGCUGUCCUUUUCCUGUUCUCCUUCACUGACAGGACGUCCUUUGAUGAUCUGUCAAAUCAAAUUGCCAAGUGGACCGGGACACCUGUGGGCCGAGUUGUGAAACUGGUGGUUGGCACCAAAUUUGAUCUCUUCAUGCACUGUGACGUGGCAGAGAGAGACGUGAGGGACUUCCAGGAGACAUGGAGUUUACCGCUGCUGCGAAUGGGAGGGGAGGUCAGUGAUGGGCUGGGUGACGUAGCCCCGCUCCUCAACUGCCUGGCAGAGCAGCUGUGGCAUCAGGACUGUGUUACAGCUGGAUCCGCCAGGCACCAUUCACAGCAGGAGAAAGAGACUGUAAUUUAACACUAAGCAUGAUUUUAAGGAGAUCGGAGGUGAACUGGACUCCACGUAGUGUCAACCCUGACUGUCUUCCUUUGAGGGCCUGCACUUAGCAGCUGGUCUGGGAGAGCCUCAGAUCCCUCAGGAUGAGACGAGGAAGCUGCUGUAGAGAUGAAUGGACUGAUCUGAAAGGUCUUAAAAUUGGCCCAUCUUAUUGUCAACAUCAUGAUAUAAGACCAGAUGUUGUCUGGGAUUAAUUGCGGCAUUAAUGUGAUAAAGUUGGAAUGCUAUUACUGCCCGGUCUUAAAGAUUGGGAGAUAUUCAGCAGUCGUUAGCAUAGUUUAGUUGGGAGAAAUGAACACAAAGUGCCUCUUGUUUUAUCAUCAUGUUUUGUUUUGUCCACCAGUACUCAAAAAAAGUUGUUCAUUUAGGAGUUAGAAUAUUGUCAAAAUAAUUCCUAUUAGCAUCUUUAUUUGGUAUAGACAUUUCUGUUGCAUCAGGCUGAUAUAAGGUCAGAAAAUCUUUUUAUUUUUCAUUAAUUAGGAAAUAAAAAAGGUCAGUAUUUGAUACA
This is a messenger RNA of Seriola dumerili (greater amberjack), 1509 nucleotides long. RefSeq names its product REM2 and RAB like small GTPase 1 (gene cplane2). The record is from RefSeq and is a predicted model, not a curated record. Gene Ontology annotation, molecular function: GTPase activity; GTP binding. Bases 210 to 962 code for a protein of 250 amino acids. NCBI's taxonomy places the organism in Eukaryota, Metazoa, Chordata, Actinopteri, Carangiformes, Carangidae. The transcript is spliced from 5 exons.